AUGAUUUCACAUCAAGAAGAUGAUUUGGACGAAACUUCCGUUCAACUCAUUCUCGAUCAAACUUUCAAGAGUUUUCUCCUCCGAUCAGUUUUCCAACAAUCAUCACACGAACUACAAACCAUGAAAUACACAAAGAUUUUGGCGUUUUCUCUCACUAGAAUAUAUGGACCCAAGUAUUUGAUGAAGAAAAUUCCACAAGAUUUGAUAACGGAUCGAAUUUUUAUAAAGGAAUGUUUGGGUCAAUUUGGGUUGUUUAUUAGAGAAAUGCCAGUUGAGUUUAAAGAUGAUUUUGAGUUUGGGUUGGCUGCUGUGAAGAGUGAGGGUGAUUCGUAUAGAUUUUUGAGUGAAAAAUUAAAGAAGAAUCGAAUAGUUGCAUUGAAAGCUUUGGAAAGUGGUGGAGGAGAAUUAGUUAAGGAAAUAUUCGAAAUGAAUGAAGAGUUUUGUAGGGAUGAGCAGAUGAUUUAUGAGGCAGUGAAGAUUAAACCUGUAAAUUUGACAUUUGCUCAUGAAGAUUUGAGACGAAACUUUGAUUUUGCUUUGAAAUGUGUAAAACUAAAUGGAAACUGCAUUAGAUUUGUGGAUGUUUCAUUGAAAACUAAUGAAGAAUUAGUCACUAGAGCUGUAUUGAAAGAACCUUCCAUUCUGGAAAUUACUCCUCUAGUGAAGGAAGUGAAUUUCGUAUUGAAUUGCAUCAAGAAGAAAGUUUAUCCGAAAUUUCUAAAAUAUCUGAAAGCUCACAAUAAUAAUGAACUCAUCGUCACUGAACUGGUCAAGAAAAAUGGGUUAGAAUUAGAAUAUGCUCAUGAUUCCAUCAAGAGUUUCAACGAAACAAUUGUAAUGAUCGCAGUCAACCAAGACGGACGAGCGUUAGAGUUUGUUAAACCUCCUCUUCUAGACAGCGAGCUCAUUAAUUUAACAGCUAUUAGAAACCACCCUCUUGCUUUAGAAUUUACUCUUGAGAAAUUCAAAUCAGAUUAUGAUAUUGUAAAAAGUGCAGUUGACCAAAAUCUAGAUGCUUUGAAAUUUGCUUCUCUUCAAGUUCAACAACAACUGACAACUAAUCUUCCACAACAAGUAGAUAAUGAACAAGAUAUUUGGAUUCCACGUGUUGGAAUUGAUUUUUGGAUGAGAAAACACCAAUCGAUUGGUUCGUCAAAGGAAGUUAUUUAUGGAAAAAUUAGAAACUUGACGAAAUUUCAUUCAUUGAGAUAUGAAGAGUUAGAAAAAGCAAGAUGUGAUGAAGAUAUCAUGUUGGAAGCAAUCAAGAACGAUGACGACUUUGCCAUUUCCUUAAUUGAAUCAGAUUAUUCGACUAACGAGGCAUUUAUAAGAAAGGCUAUUCGAAUCAAUAAGAAAUGCCUAAAAUAUGCUAAAAACUUUCUCUACAUGCGAGAUUUCAUAUUAGAUACUUGUUCCAUUUAUUCUAUCAAGGAUUUUGACAAUGUGAAAGAAUAA
Molecule: messenger RNA, 1455 nt
Organism: Naegleria gruberi
Lineage: Eukaryota; Heterolobosea; Eutetramitea; Acrasida; Naegleriidae
Exons: 1
Coding region: 1-1455 (484 amino acids)
Source: RefSeq, a predicted model, not a curated record